Molecule: messenger RNA, 385 nt
Organism: Staurois parvus
Lineage: Eukaryota; Metazoa; Chordata; Amphibia; Anura; Ranidae
Source: the annotation of a GenBank genome assembly
ACAUGUACACUGAUCAUCAGGGCACUGAUGAUCAGUGUGCCCUGAUGAUCAGUGUAGCCCCAGCAGUGCCACCUGUCAGUGCCUUGUGUCAGUGCUCAUCAGUGCCUCGUGCCAGUGCCCAUCAGUGCCACAUCAUUGCCACAUAUCAGUGCCUACCAGUGCACAUCAAUGCCACAUAUCAGUGCCCAUCUGAGCUGCCUUUCAGUGUCACCCAUCAGUGCCAGUCAGUGCCAGCUAUCAAUGGCAAUCAGUGCCACCUAUCAGUGCUGCCAAUCAGUGCCACCUAUCAGUUGUCCAUCAGUGCAACCUAUCAGUGCCCAUCAGUGCAGCCUCAUUAGCACACAUCAGUGAAGGAGAAAAAUCACUUAUUUACAAAAUGUUAUAA